AAAGGAAGAAGAACAGUGCGUAUCAAACGGGAUGUAUCGGCUGCAUCCGAAAACUUAGGCAGGUUACUUGCUGCCUCAUCAGGCAAUGACUUUGCAGGCAGCGUUUUUGCACGAAGGCACCUCACGAAAUUGAUUUUGGACAGGCUUCUGAGGCAGUGUAAUGGUUUAAUGAUCUACAGCAAAAUAUAGAGAGCUUUGUUGAUAACUAAUUGAAUAUUUCAUUACUGCAAUAUUGAUUUCUCGCUAGAAAUGACAUCAAAAGUGGAAAACGUUGAUCAGAAACAUACAUUUACACACAAACUGACCACCGACCACAACUUUCAGACGCCAUCUUUAUUUAGUUUGUAACAUAAUGUAUUUUAGUUAUUUUAUUUAGUUCAGAAUGUAACGCACAGGAUUGUGGGAUAUCAAAGGCAGCGAAGGAUACAUCUAUGCUGCCUUCAAAAAUCGGCCAGAUGAAGGCAUCUCAGGAGACAGGAAGUGAAGCUAACAUUGAAUUCGAACGUGCCGUGAUGCCUCACGUCCUUAGAAUGCGUCCUCCGAAGGCAGCAUUUUUCAGUUUUCGGAUGCAGCCAUCGCCCUCCGAAGGGCACUUCGGAGUGAAAACAAUCAUGAACAACCACAUUAAAGGUCGUUCCAAACCGAAGUGCUCAAAACUGGCCACUUCAAAGGGCCCAUCGGAAUGAUCCUUUGCGCAGAUUCUUUCAAUGAUGACGGCCCCUCCGUGUGGGCACGUGAUGAAUGACGCAGAAGGGCACUACUAGACACAAGUGGUUUGGUCCACUACAUCCUUCAACCCUUCGAGGCUUUCACUCCGGGGGGUAAUCCCUUUGAAGGGAUUAGAGCAUAGGGAUGAGCCCUUCUGAAUGGAACACAGAGGAAGAAGAAUGACCGUUAGAGGGCAGCUCCAACCAUAACGCGUUCCCUCAGUCAGAGCAGCUUUGGUUGCCUCCUCGUUUCUCUGACGUCAUAGACACACGUCCGAGAGACACGCGGGAAAACUGCCACAGCAGAAUGGAUCCAGCGGAGGUAGAGUUUCUCGCAGAGAAAGAGAUGGUAAAAAUUAUCCCGAAUUUCAGUCUCGACAAAAUCUAUUUGAUUGGGGGAGAUCUGGGUCCGUUUAACCCGGGUCUGCCAGUGGAAGUCCCCGUGUGGUUGGCCCUCAAUCUUAAACAGAGACAGAAAUGCAGGAUAGUUCCUCCAGAGUGGAUGGACACUGACAAACUAGAGGAUAUCCGUGAACAGGAGAGAAAACUAGACACUUUUACUCCUAUUCCGAGUCUGUACUACAUGGAGCUAACCAAAUUAUUACUCAACCAUGCUGCAGAUAACAUCCCCAAAGCCGAUGAGAUUCGAACCCUAGUGAAGGACAUCUGGGACACGCGUGUGGCCAAGCUAAGACUUUCUGCGGAUAGUUUCAUCAGCCAGCAGGAGGCUCACGCGCAGCUGGAUAAUCUCACGCUAAUGGAGAUCAACACCACACGCUCAUUUCUGCUGGACUCUCUGAACUACAUGUAUAAACUGCGCUCAAACCUGCAGCCGGGCAGAAGUCAGGACUACUGAGAAGUUCCCAAAUAAUGCAGAAAUUCUCUACCAGAUCGAGCUGUUAUUUUUCAGCCUUGAAAUGUUUUGACCAUUUUUAUUUGUGAUGUCUAAAUAAAUUUGUACACUUUUUUUUCACGUA
This is a messenger RNA of Carassius gibelio (silver crucian carp), 1684 nucleotides long. It is a transcript of the gene gins2, whose product is annotated as GINS complex subunit 2. Bases 1015 to 1563 code for a protein of 182 amino acids. Gene Ontology annotation, cellular component: GINS complex; nucleus. Lineage: Eukaryota; Metazoa; Chordata; Actinopteri; Cypriniformes; Cyprinidae. The record is from RefSeq and is a predicted model, not a curated record. The transcript has 5 exons. Gene Ontology annotation, biological process: double-strand break repair via break-induced replication; DNA replication.